Molecule: messenger RNA, 1881 nt
Organism: Cadophora gregata
Lineage: Eukaryota; Fungi; Ascomycota; Leotiomycetes; Helotiales; Ploettnerulaceae
Product: mitochondrial glycerol-3-phosphate dehydrogenase
Exons: 2
Coding region: 1-1881 (626 amino acids)
Biological process (GO): glycerol-3-phosphate metabolic process
Cellular component (GO): glycerol-3-phosphate dehydrogenase (FAD) complex; mitochondrion
Molecular function (GO): glycerol-3-phosphate dehydrogenase (quinone) activity
Source: RefSeq, a predicted model, not a curated record
AUGUUCACCUCUUCACGAUUAGCCAGACCUCUGGUCUACGCAUACACUGCUGCAUUUACUUGCGGAACUGCAUUCUAUGCCUUCUCUAGCGACAGCAAUGAUCUUCCAGCGAGAGUUCACAAGCCAGAAUUUGACAAGUCCGGCAGAGUCAUACCUCCAACAUUCCCACGAGUCAAGUCAAGACAGGAGCAAAUCUCGGCACUCAAGCGUAGCGGUCUAAAGUCUUCAAACCAAGACCAAGCACAGGAGCGAUCAUCGAACGAUGACGACAUUUACGACUUACUCAUCAUUGGAGGUGGAGCGACAGGAACUGGAAUCGCUCUGGACGCCGUAACGAGAGGUCUCAAGGUAGCUCUGAUCGAACGGGACGACUUCAGCAGUGGAGCCAGCAGCAAAAGUACCAAACUCAUCCACGGCGGAGUUCGAUAUCUGGAAAAGGCAGUCUGGAACCUCGAUUACGAGCAAUUCAAGCUUGUCCAAGAAGCUCUUCGAGAAAGAAAGCACUUCACUACUGUCGCUCCACAUCUCGCUUCAUGGCUUCCGGUCAUGCUUCCGCUCCAAAGCUGGCUGAAGGCACCCUACUUCUGGGCAGGAACUAAGUGCUACGAUCUACUUGCCGGAUCCAGGGGUUUCAAAGGAUCGUCCUUUCUCUCGAAAUCCGCUGCGCUUGAAGCUUUUCCUAUGCAGAAGAAAGACGGGCUUGUUGGAGCGCUGGUUUACUAUGACGGACAGCAAAACGACUCUCGCAUGAAUAUUUCAUUGGCGAUGACCGCUUCGCUAUAUGGUGCGACGAUACUGAAUCAUGUUCAGGCAACUGAACUCCAAAAGGAUUCAAACGGAAAGAUCUGCGGUGCUCGAGUACGAAACACGCUCCCGAACAGGGCUACUGACAACGACGAUGGAGUCUCGGAUGAGUUUGUCGUUCGUGCCAGAGGGGUCAUCAACGCAACAGGGCCAUAUGUAGACGCUAUCCGUAAAUUCGACAAGCCAGAAGAUCGUGAUAUCGUCGUCCCAAGCAGCGGUGUUCAUAUCGUACUGCCCGCAUAUUUCAGCUCGAAAAAUAUGGGUUUACUCGACCCUAGCACCUCGGACGGGCGAGUGAUGUUUCUCCUACCUUGGGAAGGACGCACUUUAGUUGGGACAACAGAUUCGCCUUCGAAAGUGUCCAAGAAUCCUGUGGCAGGAGACAACGAUGUCGAUUGGAUAUUGAACGAGAUCAGAGGGUAUCUCGCACCUGGCAUUUCCCUCCAAAGAUCGGAUGUUCUUGCUGCGUGGUCAGGUAUUCGUCCGCUCGUCCAGGACCCCAAAGCCACCAACAUAGAAUCACUCGUUCGAAAUCACCUAGUGACAGUAUCUGACUCUGGUCUCCUCACCUGCGCCGGCGGCAAGUGGACAACGUACCGCCAAAUGGCCGAAGACGCCGUUGAUAAAGCUAUCGAAGUAUUCCAGCUAAAACCCAACAAAUCCAAUGUCGACUUCUCCAGCACUUUGCACGAAUUCAACGACGUCCCUAUCGUAGAUGGAUCCUGUCAAACUCAACACGUCCGAUUGAUCGGCGCCCACGGCUUCCACGACACACUGGCUAUCAACCUCAUACAACAUUACUCUCUUGACGAGGAUAUCGCAGCGCACCUCGUUCAUUCAUAUGGUGACCGCGCGUGGGAGGUCGCCAGUCUAAGUAGCAAAGCUGGACGCCUUGUACCAGAGCACUGUUUUGUCGAUGGCGAGAUCUUGCACGCCAUGAAAAACGAAGCUGCUUGCUCGAGCAAGAAGCCCGGUGAUUUCCGAGUCGACUCUAGGGGCGAAGGCACCGGCGAAGAAACCAAAAGCAAUCAAGCUUGUCGGCCAAGGCAUCGCAACGAACGGAGUAACAUCGACUAG